AUGGGCGACCCACUAUCCGUUGCCGCUAGCGUGGCUGGCCUCCUGUCUCUCGGCUUACGGAGUACGGAGUACCUUUACAAGUACUACACCGCGUGCCGAGAUCAACAUCAGGAUCUCGCCAAAAUUGCAGACCAACUCGGUAGUCUUCUCGAAUCCGUCCAAAUUGUCGACGAGAUUGUGCGCACCCGCACCUGGCGGCCCAACGAGCAGUCAAUCCUACAAUGUAUUGAAAUGUCCAUCACUCGUAGUGAAGAGGCUAUAAAAGGGUUACAGGGUGAAGUCGACAAAUUCAAAAAUGAGCCCAAUAACGACUGGAGAAAGAAGGUAGUGUCCGUUGGGCGACGGGCGGCGUAUCCAUUUAAGAGGAGCACAUUAGAAGACCUCGGCGACGAUGUGAGCGAGUUUCGCGGCAACUUGUCGAUCGCGCUACAGGCGCUUCAGCUGAAAGAGCAUCAGAAUACACAAGGCGACAUCGAGGAGGUCAACGCUAUCGUCAAGGACAUACAGGCACGAAGUGUCAGUGCCGAUCUGCGGCAGUGGCUGAGGGCACCUGACGCAACAGUCAACUUCAAUGUCGCCGUUGCCAAACGACACGCGAGCACUGGGCAGUGGUUGGUCCAAGGUCCAGCCUAUACCACAUGGCUACAGCAGGACAAUUCGUUUUUGUGGCUGUAUGGCUUCGCUGGCUGUGGAAAGUCCGUGCUGUGCUCGACGGCGAUCCAGCACGCCUUUCGCCGCCGACAAUCGUCCGCCGACAGUGCGGUCGCCUUCUUCUUCUUCGACUUUAGAGACGAGUCAAAACAAGAUGCCUCCGCGAUGCUGCGAGCAUUGCUACUCCAGCUCUGUGGGCAGGUUCCCGGUCUGGAAUUAAGCAUGACCCGCCUAAAAGAUUUAUAUAAUCAUGGUACUCCGCCGGUUAAUGUCUUACUUAAAUAUCUGCAAGAAGCCGCUCAGUGCCGCCACAUCUACAUUUUGCUCGAUGCGUUGGACGAGAGCCCUGAAGAGAUCUCACGAACUGAAGUUCUAUCGGUAAUCAAUACCCUACGACGAUGGCAGCUGCCCCGCUUGCACUUGUUAGUCACUAGUCGAGAUGUUCCUGACAUUCGAAACCAUCUGAAAUUUCCGACACUUCAGCAGGGCGUCGAGCAUAUCUCGUUAAAGAACGACAGCAUUCAGCAAGAUAUCUCGAAGUAUGUGGCAUUUCAAAUCGACUAUGACCCUCAGCUUCAGCGCUGGGGCGACCAUCGAGAGAAGAUUAAGAGCUAUCUGACCAAGCAUGCGGGUGGAGUAUUUCGUUGGGUCGAAUGCCAGCUUCGGCCGCUACGGCAGUGUGCUCAGAGUGAAAAACAUCUCGAGAAAUGUCUUCGUAAACUGCCACAAUCUCUUGAUGAGACAUACGAACGAAUACUAUGCAGUAUCGAGUCACGAGAAGAGGCGCAGCAGAUCCUAUCGUUGCUAUGCUUUGCAUCACGACCGUUAUCAGUCGAAGAGGUCGUCGAAGCUCUCGCAGUUGAUAUUGACGACCUUCAGUGUUAUGACCCUAGGAGUAAAUUUAUUGGCGGUGCAGAAGACAUCCUCCGAAUUUGUCCUGGUCUCAUUGAGAUCACUCUCCGUACAGACAGUGUUCAGGUACUCCGCAUUGAACAUUUCUCGGUCCAGGAGUACCUACUGUCUGAUCGCAUCCGAAAGGGUCAAGCGGCCGACUUCGCUUUGUCAGGUCCAUCACAGCAUGGGCGGAUCAGUAAAACUUGUCUACUGUAUCUCCAACACGAUGAAUUCCUGCAACGGGUUUUGAGUCCCGAUCUCGUGAGACAAUAUACCUUUGCAAAAUAUGCUGCGGAGCAUUGGCACCACCAUUAUCGCCAAGCUGGCGGCCAAUGUGCCCGACAGUUGUCAGAGAUGGUUCGCAAUCUGUUGAUGACGCGCUGUACGAAAGAACGUUGGCUUCGGCUACGCGAUCCAGAUAGAACUUGGUCAACUAACGUGGAUUACUCCACAGUCGCCAAAGAUUAUCCUUCGGCAACAUACUAUGCUUCUCUUCUUGGCCUAGACGAAGUGUUGAUGUUUAUUCUAUCUAUGUCAGCAGCCGAUGUCAACGCACAAGGAGGCCGGUAUAGCAACGCACUACAGGCGGCGUCACAAGGUGGCCACGAGAAGGUGGUGCAAAUACUACUCGACAAGGGUGCCGAUGUCAACGCACAAGGAGGCGACUAUGACAACGCACUACAGGCGGCGUCACAAUAUGGCCACGAGAAGGUGGUGCAAAUACUACUCGACAAGGGUGCCGAUGUCAACGCACAAGGAGGCGACGGUGACAACGCACUACGGGCGGCGUCACUGGGUGGCUACGAGAAGGUAGUGCAAAUACUACUCGACAAGGGUGCCGAUGUCAACGCACAAGGAGACUUCUAUGGCAACGCACUACAGGCGGCGUCACAAUAUGGCCACGAGAAGAUAGUACAAAUACUACUCGAUAAGGGUGCCGAUGUUAACGCACAAGGAGGCUUAUAUGGUAACGCACUACAGGCGGCGUCACAAGGUGGCCACGAGAAGGUGGUGCAAAUACUACUCGAUAAGGGUGUCGAUGUCAACGCACAAGGAGGCGACUAUGGCAACGCACUACAGGCGGCGUCACAAGGUGGCCACGAGAAGAUGGUGCAAAUAUUACUCGACAAGGGUGUCGAUGUCAACGCACAAGGAGGCUUAUAUGGCAACGCACUACAGGCGGCGUCACAAGAUGGCCACGAGAAGAUAGUACAAAUACUACUCGACAAGGGUGCCGAUGUCAACGCACAAGGAGGCGCCGAUGGCAACGCACUACAGGCGGCGUCACUGGGUGGCUACGAGAAGGUAGUGCAAAUACUACUCGACAAGGGUACUCAGUAUUUCCUGGCCUAA
Molecule: messenger RNA, 2898 nt
Organism: Cladophialophora bantiana CBS 173.52
Lineage: Eukaryota; Fungi; Ascomycota; Eurotiomycetes; Chaetothyriales; Herpotrichiellaceae
Exons: 3
Coding region: 1-2898 (965 amino acids)
Molecular function (GO): protein binding
Source: RefSeq, a predicted model, not a curated record